Messenger RNA from Prorocentrum cordatum, 1248 nucleotides. The record is from the annotation of a GenBank genome assembly. Lineage: Eukaryota; Dinophyceae; Prorocentrales; Prorocentraceae.
AUGGUGCGUUCGCGGCCCGUGACCAACCCUGUUCUGCAGACUUGGAGCACUUCGUUGCGCGAGUUUCCCAGCCCUGCCUACUUUCCAGCUCCCUACCGGGCGUUCACGAUGGUUCCGAAGAAGUCUCUGGCUGCGAUUCCGAUCCAAUCCAGUGCAGCCGAAGAAGAGGCGCGCCAGGCACGGCCGUCCGCCAGCUCCCUCGCACCGAGCCUCGGCAAUCCCCCCGAGCUGCCCCUCGCCCGUGGCCGGGCGGCGCCUCCGAGGGAAGCCGCUGCCAGGACGCAGUGCGUGGCGGCCGACGAGGCGUUCAAGAGGAGGACCCGCAUGGAGACGGUCUGGUUAUCAGCCAGGGCUGCGUCGUGGAGGACGACACAUCGACGCCAACUGGCUGACCGGAUGCCAAGACCCCAGGGCUCGUACACCCCGGCCCGCUGCCGAAGCAGUGGCGGACGACGCGGCGGCUCAACGAAUCGUCGUCACCCCGCGCUCCCGCCGGAACUGCGAGAAUUCGGCGCACCUGGGGCCUCACGUCGGAACCUUCCAGCGGGACUUCGCGUGGGCGCCGCCGGCUCCCGAGCCCGUGACGCCCCCCGAGGCUGUGGCUCACCGCCGGAACCUCGACUGCUCGGCGCUCCUGGGCCGCCUCGCGGGCGCUCCGCCGGAGGCAGCAUUACCAGGCCCGUCGCCGAGCGCGCAGGCCGCCGCGAGGGCGAGCCUGACGCCUCGCCUGGCGGAGGGCUGCGUGCCCGCCGCCAUGCCCACCGCGGCCCUCCACCGGCUCCGCGGGGCCCGGGCGAAGGCGGAGCUGGCGGCGAGGCUGGGGCAGCCGGGCCGGGACCUGACGACGUACCAGGCCCAGACGCAGGCCGCGGCAGCGUGGGGCGCCGGCCGCUGAGCCACGCUCGCGGCCGCUUCCCAGAUGCCGUCUUCUUGUUGGCAUGCUCGGCGUAUGUCUUCCCACACGUUUCACCGUGGCGCGCCUUCGUGAGGCUCGCGGAGAGCACAUGCCAGUCGCCCUUCUCUGCAGUGCCCCAUCCACGUUCUCGCAGCCGCGCCGCGUCUCGCUUGUCUCGCCGAGCCUGGCGGCGGCAGCCAGCGGCGAACAGCGUCGCUGAGAACAGGGACAUGCCCGACGUACGACCGGCGCCCAGAGUCAGCCGAGACUGCGACGAGCGGGGUGCCAAAGGCACGCCGCCGUGCCAGUUGUCUACCAUACGGGCGGUGCCAGCAUCACGUGCCAUAGGAUGA